CUUUCCCCCCUCGAGGUCGCUGUUCGUCGAACCCCUGCUUCCCUGGGGUCCGUUGUGUGGAUACUGAGGAAGGCUUCCGGUGUGGGGCUUGUCCCCGUGGUUACUAUGGAGACGGGGUUAACUGUGAACGUUACACAACAUGCCGAGAUCAGCCAUGUUAUCCAGGAGUGCAAUGCCAGGACACAGAGAGAGGCUAUCGUUGUGGGCCAUGCCUCCUGGAAUGACAGGGGACGGAAGUCGCCGUGGAUGCACUCCCUUGGUACGGAAGUGCUCCGACAACCCAUGCUUUCCCGGCGUACAAUGCGUGGACUCGCCUGGGGGCGCCAUAUGCGGGGCAUGUCCGACAGGCUACACAGGCAACGGCACCGUCUGCGUGGACAUCGACGAGUGUCUGUACAGUCGCCCUUGCGACAGAAUGGCCACGUGCCGGAACCUCAGUCCGGGCUUCACGUGCACCGCCUGUCCCCCUGGUUACACCAGCAACAACGUGCAGGGGGUGGGCAUAGAGGAGGCCCAGCGUCAGAAACAGGUGUGUGAAGACAUUGAUGAAUGCAGGGAUGGCAACAAUGGCGGGUGCGUUCCGAAUUCUCGGUGUAUAAACAUACCGGGUUCAUACAGGUGCGGGGAUUGUCUUCCUGGUUACCAAGGAGACCAGAUUAGGGGAUGUGUCCAGGACGGGACAGUUUGUCCUGACGGAGUCACUCACUGUGCCGACAACGCCAAGUGUGUCAGGAUCAGUGGGUUCAGUGGCUACGGGUGUCAGUGUAACGUCGGCUUUGCUGGGGAUGGCAAGUACUGCUACAGGGACACGGACUUGGAUGGAAUCCCAGACACUGACCUCCCCUGCUCAGGCAGACGAUGUCGAAAGGACAACUGCUUGCUGGUGCCUAACAGCGGGCAGGAAGAUGCCGAUGGUGACCAAAUUGGCGAUGCCUGUGAUGAUGACAUGGACAACGACGGAAUUAUCAAUAACCCGGACAACUGUCCGCUGGUAGCCAAUCCAGACCAGUCAGACACGGAGGGGGAGCCCGACAAACGGGGCGACGCCUGCGACAACUGCCCCACCGUCCCCAACCCUGAUCAAGUGGACACGGACGGCGAUGCCAUGGGAGACAUCUGUGAUCCGGACAUCGACAACGAUGGAAUUCUCAACGAGCAGGACAACUGCGUGAGAGUGGUCAACCCUGAUCAGCGCGAUUCUGAUGGCGACUCGGUGGGUGAUGCGUGCGACAACUGCCCAACAGUCCCAAACCCUAAUCAGUCCGAUAUCGACAGCGAUCUUGUCGGCGACGCCUGUGACACCAAUGAAGACAGAGACAAAGAUGGAAUUCAAGACAACAUGGACAACUGUGUAUACAUAGCAAAUUCCGACCAGCUGGACACUGACCGUGAUGGUCAAGGUGAUGUGUGCGAUGAUGAUGACGACAACGACACAAUUAAAGAUCCCGACGACAACUGCCCUCUGAUUCCUAACACAGACCAGAAGGACUCUGAUGGCGACGGCCGAGGUGACGUGUGCCAGAAGGACUUCGACGGCGAUGGCGACGAGGACGAUACCGAUGUCUGUCCAGAUAACGGCGAGAUCUUCGCAACCGACUUCAGAGCGUUCCAGACCGUCGUACUCGAUCCAGAAGGUGAUUCGCAGAUUGACCCCAACUGGAUCGUCCUGAACCAGGGUGCAGAAAUUGUGCAGACGAUGAACAGUGAUCCAGGCAUCGCGAUAAGUUACAACUACUUCGGGGGCGUGGAUUUCAGUGGCACCUUCUUCGUGAACACUGAGGUAGACGAUGACUACGCCGGCUUCAUCUUCAGUUAUCAGAACUCGUCAUCCUUCUACGCCGUCAUGUGGAAGAAAUCCACCCAGACAUACUGGCACCCCAACCCUUUCAGAGCAGUCGCUGAGCCGGGUAUUCAGCUGAAACUGGUGAAAUCCAACACAGGGCCUGGCGAAAUUUUGAGAAACGCGCUUUGGCAUACUGGAAGCACUACAAACCAGGUGAAGCUGCUGUGGGUAGACCCGCGCAAUGUGGGCUGGAAGGAAAAGACAGCUUACAGAUGGGAGCUAUACCACCGUCCUCAAGUUGGAUUUAUCAGGGUUCUGCUCUAUGAGGACACUGACCUGGUAGCCGAUUCGGGAAACAUUUACAACUCUGAUUUAAAGGGAGGUCGCCUUGGUGUGUUCAGCUUCUCCAAGGAGAUGGUCAUCUGGUCCGAUCUGGUCUACCGAUGUAAUGAUUUCAUUCCUCAAAGUGUUCUGGACGAAGUGCGUGAUAAUGACUACACCUACGACGAGUAGUUCCCAUGCUGCGCACCAGUUUGUUUGUUUGGGGGGAGGGGGGGGUUAGUUAUUUUUUUAUAUUUUUAUUCUCAAGAUGGCGGCCCUUCCGCCUUAUAAGCACAAUGUUUUAACAUUUCCUCUAGUUUCACUGCGUGACUUCUCGACGCUGAACUGUGUGAAGGACAGAAGACCAGAAAAAAAGAAUGUUUAGAAGUAUGCCUGACAAAUGUUGUUUCUUUGUUUUACUCUCUCGUAAUCCUUUAUUUGUUAAUUUUAAUUAAUCACUCCUCUCGUUCACUCAGUUUAAGUUGUCCGUUGUGUCUUUUUUCUUUCGAUCUUUCCUCUUUCUUUCUAUUUGUUUUUAUUUUGAAAGUAUUUUGAAAGUAAAUCAGAAGCUUGCCCUUGAAGGGGAAACUGACCAUUUUCUUCAUUAUCUUAACAAUCUUGAUGUUAGCUCUCUGCCAGCUGGGACUAAGCAAUGCUGGUGUUCAUUUUUUGGGGGGAAUGUCUCUGACAGAAAGGGACAUCUUCCUCAAAUAAAUGUUUCGCUUAAGAAGGCGUCGUUGUUUGCACACACACACACACUUUUUUCGUGCAUAGCUUUAUAUUUUCCUAUAAGCAAUCUUUUUUACCUGUUGUGCCUGGGCAUGUAAAUGUGUUUGUUCUCCUGGACCAAAGCAAAAUAAACAGCUUUUUUCUCUA
Messenger RNA from Pomacea canaliculata, 2980 nucleotides. RefSeq names its product thrombospondin-4-like. Gene Ontology annotation, cellular component: extracellular region. Gene Ontology annotation, molecular function: calcium ion binding. The transcript is spliced from 18 exons. Gene Ontology annotation, biological process: cell adhesion. The record is from RefSeq and is a predicted model, not a curated record. Bases 140 to 2296 code for a protein of 718 amino acids. NCBI's taxonomy places the organism in Eukaryota, Metazoa, Mollusca, Gastropoda, Architaenioglossa, Ampullariidae.